GUUGCGGCACAGACGGCGCAUGCAAACAGACUGUAAAGCAACUUAAAAAGGACACAAGCAAUAGAGUAAGUAUUCCGCUUGUGUUUCAGGCUACUUUCAUUAUGGCUGUGUGGCUGGUUUAUUCAUGGUUUCCUAUGUUAUCGGCGUGUUGUGUAUCGUUAUUCAUUCCACACAUAGUACAUAGUUGCAGAGAGUGUCGGGAUGCGGGGUGUUCGCCGAGUAAUUGGAGGAAGGCGAUACGAAGACGUUAUUGACAUGCAAAAAGGUGUAAAUGAUGAGCUGCGUGAGUCAUACAGUACAAGCGGACACUCAUGAUCAGCCAGGCAGACCAGCUGAGCGACAAUGCUGCGUAGUAAAACCUGUGUUGUGUUGUGUUGUGUUGUGUUACGGGGGACACUGGCAGAGUAUUUAACCUGCUGAUACGUUUGUAUCAGGACCUCAUAAAAAAAAACAUAUUUCUGACAUUUGUGUGUGCCCGAAGCGGUCACAAAAUUGACGGUGAAUUGUCUGACAAUUGUGUUAACUAUUGCAAAAGUAUUUUCAUCUUCUAACACGUGCGCACUUGCACCCAUUCACUCACGCACACGUCCCCUCCACUCGUCCAUGCAUUCAUUUCACAAAUACACUUGGUCGUGCAUUCAGCCACUCACCCUUGUAGCAAUCUACUCCCUCACCCAUUUCUUCACUCACUCACCCAACUACUGUUCAUCCCAUCCCACCCAUCUACUCAGUCAUCCACGUAUGCAUCUCCUCCCUCACCCAUGCAUUCCUCAUACAUCCAUCCACUCAGUCACUUAUUCAUGACUCAUGCAUCCAUCCAGCAGCUACAUCAAGGGUGUCCAAAGUGCAGCCCGGGGGCCAUGUGAGGCCCGCGGCUGUUUUUUUUAUUGGCCUGUGGCGCAAUCUACAAAUGGAACUCAACAAGAAAACUAAAGUGUGGAAAUAUCAGCAGUCAUUUUACAAGAAUAAAGCCACAACAUUCAAGGAAAAAAAGUUGUAAUCUGACGAGAAAAGGUUGCAAUUUCAGGAGAAUAACGUAAUAUCAUGAAGAAAAAUAAGUUGAAAUAUUUUUAAAAACAUGUUUGUUUGUUUUUUUAAGUCGGAGAUUUAUGAGAAAAAACAAAAUAAAGUUUUGUCAAAUCAGGUUGGGGAUGAAGUUAUAACGUCCCCAGAAUAAAGUCAAAAUAUUAUGAGAAUAAAGUCACAAUUACAAGAAAAAAAUACAAGAAGAAAGUUGAAAUAGUUGGAAAAUUAAAAAAAAAAAAAACAGCAGCAAUGGUAAAAAAAAAAAAAAAAACAGCUGUAAUUUUAUGAGAAUAAAGUCAAAACGUUGAGAAAAAAGUCAUAUUCUAACCAGAAAAAAAAGUUGCAAUUUUACGAGAAUUUAUAAAAAACUCCUAAUAUUCUAAGAAACUAAACUAUUAUAAGAACUAAACAAAAUAAAGCUGUAAGUUUUGGAAAAGGAGGUUGGGGGAAAAAGUCAUAAUAUUACCGGAAUAAAGUCAAAAUAUCAUGAGACCGAGUCCGAUACCGAGUGAGAUCGUCCGAUAGCGAUCACAUGGAUUAAUUGUACAAGUUUCAAUGGAUGUAUGAUGAGUGCUAUUGGCCAGGGCCGCCGUGAGACCAUUCCAAGGGCCCCUGGCCAAUCGGUAAUGUUCUUUAAACAACAACACACAAAUAGUGUUUGGAGGACAUGAUUUGAGUUAGUAGAAUUAGUAGAAUGGCAACAAAAGACACUUGACAAAGUUGGCAUGUGCCCAGUUGACGUAAUCCACUUCCCCGUAAGGUUUUACAGACUCGUGUUGGUUCUCGAGGAAAUACGGGACAAAGUGCGUUUCUUGUCGGCUCAGUACGGGUGUUGGCGACCCCACGUGACACAGCACACACGCAUGUUCAUGUCAUGUUUGUGUUGUCAUGUCAUGAAUCGUCACGUCGCCGCCGCACGGCCAUCGUUUAUUGCGAUCGGCUUUGAAAGGAUUUGAUCAGCACAUGCCGAUCACGUGUUUUUUUUUUUUAACGAUAAUAAUCGGUGGCCGAUCUAUCGGAGCAUCCCUAAGUCAUAUUAUUACAAAAAAAAUGUACAAAGAUUAUUUAAGAAGAAACGAUAUUUGGAAAUUUUAAAAAACCCAGCAAAAAUGGAAAAAGACAGCCAAGACUGAAGUUCAUACUUGUAAUAGUUUUUGUUCCCCUACUGUGUGUCAUAAAACUGAGAUGCAGUUUUUGGUGAAAUACAAACAACUUGUUAGCAUGUGUUGCUUUACGAAAUAUCUAAAGGGCAAAGUCGCAUCCUUUCACUUUUCACACGUGGCCUCACUGGAGAAGAUUUGGACACCCCUGAUCUACACAUUCAUUCAUCCACUCACUUAUUCAUCAUAUCAUCAUGGAUUCCUCCACACACUUAUCACCCAUUCACUUUCUCACCCAUUCAUUCAUCCAGCUACUCACUCACCUGUUCAUUCAUUAUCCAUCCACUCACUCAUUUAUUCACUCACGCACCCAUCCAUCCAUCUUUGUGUGCAUCAUCAUCCAUCACCUGGUAACCAAGUAGUCAUGUAGUAUACUUGCAGUCACUCCCAGUGCACGCGCACACACACGCACGCACACACACACACACACACGUUCAUGUUGAAUGAGAUGAAAGUCUAAUGGAUGAUUACAUAAGGGACAGAAUAAAUGGCCGUGCUGCCGUGUCGCAUGGUGACCAGCAUGAAAGCAUAUAGGCGGAUCAGACGCUGGGAAAGACGAGUACAAAGCUGUCCAGUGUCUUUUCAUGUCACUUUCAUUGAGUGGAGGACCACAGGCCUCAUUCAGACGCUAAAGAGGACAAAGAUACGCUCGCUGGAGGCAGGUCACACACUCACCUCCUACAUAGGGAGGAAAACGGACAUGUACUGUAGGAGGGGGCACUAGGAGAUGUGGAACUCAUAACCGAUCAAAGUCCAUGAAACUUCUUCUGGUUUUGCAUGUUUACCUGCUGACACGUCCAUCUGAAGUCUUCCGUCCAAGCUGACAGGACAACAUGGCUGAAGCUGCAUGGUGGUUCCCAGUGGACGCUUCCAGUGGAGUUCUGCUGUAGGAUGCACAUGUGCGUCCCCGCUGGGUUGCCUCCACCGAUGAUUCCCAACCUCUGCUUGGUCAUCCUGUCCAGUUGGACAGUCUCGUCCCAGCCGGGUUUGGAGGAGGUGUUCUUCAGUCCACAGGAUCAGACCGUCAAAGAAGGAGAGGACGUUUCCUUCCGGUGUGUGUCUGGUGAAAGCUCGUCUCCAGCCAGCAUCCUCUGGCUCAAAGAUGGAAACAUGGUCACCACGGGGAGGCAGAUCCAGGGUGAGUACGGAGGUGGCCAGCAGAAGAAGACGUCGGGAACACUUUAUCUCCUCAACGUAAGCUUAGAGGACGAUGGAGCGUAUGUGUGUGUGACAUACAGUCCUUCGCUAAACAUCAGCAAGAAGAGCCGGCCGGCCAAGCUCACUGUGCAGGGAGUCCCUCGCAGACUCAGCAUCACACGGGGCCCUGACAACACCACUGUCGCCGUGGGAACCGAGGCCUCCAUGCACUGUACGGUGCGAGGCUUCCCCGUUCCCAUGGUGCACUGGUUCAAAGACGACUGCCUCCUGGCAAAGUGCUCGGCCUCAUUCAGCCUCCACGACAAUGGACAGCUGCUCACAUUCAGGAAUGUUAGCAAGGAGGAUGAAGGCUUCUAUCGCUGUGAAGCUUCAAACCCGAAAGAGACAAUUAAGUCGCAGGCAGCCUUCCUUCUUCUAGCUGCAGAGAUGGACUGGACUUUCAUCGAGCAGCCCACAAACGUGACAGCGAAGAAAGGACACAACGUCACUGUCUCCUGUAGGCCGCCAUAUAGCAGACCGCCAGCCAGGGUGUCCUGGUUCAAAAACAACCACCUCCUCCCUCCUACAGAUCACGUCAGUGUGCUCCCUGGUGGAGAUCUCCUCAUCCUCAGCGUCCAAGAGGAGGACAGCGGGAGCUACUUCUGCAGGGCCGCUAACAUCCACCUUGGAAGAUUCAUCACGUCCAGAAGAGCUACAGUGACGGUGCACGCCGCUCCGUCAGUGCGACUGUGGCCUCAUGCUCUAACGGUACCACUCGGGGGCCGAGUGUCUCUGCAUUGUCAAGCGUCAGGUGAACCUUCUCCUUCCGUAAGAUGGGUUAAGAGGGGACUUUCUAAGCAGACGGGGGCCAAGAUGGCGCUAAGGAUGAGUAAUACGACCCUCUACAUCGAGUCAGCUCGUAGCUACGAUGAAGGCACGUACAUGUGUGAAGCCAGCAACGCGCUCGGUCACAGUCGAGCAACAUCUACGCUCACAGUCGCUGCGAGUCCCGUCAUUGUGACCUUUGCGGGUCGGGUGACGUGCAAGCUUGGGGCGUCAGCGGCCCUGCCUUGUGCUGCCGUGGGGGUCCUGCCCAUCUGGUACAACUGGACCAGGGGCGGAGCAGAGACAAAGCCCCCCAACGCCACCGCUGACAGGAAACGCAUUGAUAACGAUGGAGGUCUGCAUAUUUCUAAUGUGCAGUGGUCAGACGCCGGCGAAUACUUUUGCACGGCAGAGAACCGAGCGGGACGACACCAGAGACGUACCAUCCUCACUGUCACGGCUGACGAUCGCCUGCUGGAUGGAGGGCAGCAGACAAGGGUGGUCUUGUCUGCCAGCAACAACACAAGCAACGGAUCACAUCUUCAUCGUUCCACUGAGGCCAAGAAGACGCAGCAGGAAGCGUACGCCGCGGCCAAAGUCUGCUCAUCAUCGGACUGCACGGCAACAGAAAACACUCGGACAAAAGCGAGCGUCCCUGAGAUAAAGACGCCUCCUGUGGUGCCGCCUUCAGUCCCUCACAUGCAACCUCCCAUGCUGCCGCCUCCUCCCUAUCCCAACUUCCAACUCCUGAGCACUCGGAAGCCGCUCUUGUAUUCCAGGAACCAACAUCAGCUUCAAGCUGGGGAGGACUUGUCAGCAGAGUCCAGCUCAAACGUUCUUGACGGUCACAGUACGGAAUCGUUACAAGGACGUACAAGGACUCCUAUGGAUCCAUCACAAGUCGACCUGCAUCCCCCAACAAGCCAUGUGUCUCAAACCGAACUGGACCAAACAAGCCGUCCAUCCCUGAUAGAAACAUCUCUUUUUCCCGAGUUCCACCUGGAGAUUUCACCAACACAGCAUCCCGAAUCCCAAAUUCCCAGCCAACCCGCAACCAAAGCAUCCGUAGACACGCCUGAUGCAGACUUUAACUCAUCGUCUCCUCAGACAGAAUCUACUCCUUCUGUCUCCACACAUCCUCCCGACUCCUCGACACUGGACCCCUUGGAGAUUUUCGGUGGGUUAAAUGCGAGUCAGUCUCAGCAGCGUCACCCAGUGGAGUCGUCCAAAGCGGAAGACGAGGAGCAGAGGAACACUUCCCAGUCGCCUAUGACCAGCAACCACCCUCACAGGCAAAGGACAAGGACAGCUGGCCAACAGAAAGACAACCACAAAGCGCUAUCAGGAGUUGAUGAAUACAGAGAUGCUAAUGGCGUGACCCAGCAGUCGCCGUCAUGGCUGCCCGUCCUGGAGAAACACGACAUCCCCAUCGUGGUGGGAGUGGGCGUGUCGCUGGCCUUCAUCUUCAUCACCGUGGCCUUCUACUCUGUGGUGCAGAAGAACGAGCCGGCGCCCACGAGCCGCGCAGGUCGGGAAUCAAAUGACAAAAGUAAACGCGCUAACAUGAGCGUACCCCGUGUUAUACUCCACAGUCUCCGUUCUUGCUGCAGCGUCCCUCAGUCUCCACUUGGAUCAAAUGUGUCCCCUGUCAAAUUGUUCCUCUUCUCCUUGACAGCACAGAGGAAUCUAGGCGUCCCCAUGCGCCACGCAGAACGUCGAGCUGCAGGACGGACAUAUGAAAACAGAGCCUUCGAAGAUGACGAGUGUGUGGCGGUGAUCGAGCACAACUCCAACCCGUCUGACACCCGAGCCAGACCUCCAGGACUCAGCCUCGUCACGGUGCAGAUGGAGCCCACGUGCGAGGACCUCCAAGAGGAGGCGCAACCUCCCGCUUGUGGGGGCAACCACUCGGUGACCGUGGAGACGUAUCCUGAACCAACUGUGGACACAAAGAUUGACCCCUGUGUGGAGGAGAAGGCCUGCAGUCCCCCCAGUCCUUCCAGUCCUCCCAGCAUCCAGCUGCAAUGCGCAGAGGACUGGCAGAGUAAUACGGGAGACAACCACAGCCUGUGCCAGGACACCUUGCCUCCCCCAUCGUCAAAUUUGCCGUCACCUUCACCCUCGCCACGCGACGCCGGCCUGCGCUCCUCUUUGACACUGCAGGGCUCCGAGCCCUUGGCGGCGCCCAUCCACCACAGCCUCAGCAUCUCGCACGGCAACCCCCCUCUGAUGCUCUCCCACCACGUCUCCUUGGGACACACUACUGUGGCGGUGGAUGUUCACGUUUACCCAGCAGUCACGAGCGCUCAGAUCAAUUCCACGUCCACUUUCACGUCGUCUUCUGUUGUGCCGCGCCUAGCUAACAGCCAGGACAGCGAGAAGGCCAGGCUUGAUCAGAGCAAAUAAACACUAAUCGCACGUUUGAACGGUUAGCAUUCUUAACUACUAAGAACUGUAAAACAUAAAAACAAUACAUUGGGCACUUUAGUGUUUGAAGACGAGUCACAUUGCAUAACGACUUCAAGCACAAUAUUAUUAAAGAUUUCAUACGUCGCGCUUUUUUACAUUCUGAACAUUCAAAUACAGGCGUAAAAAGAAGUUAAGCAACUUUAACUUUCAUGAAGAGUGAGAGCUAUCCAAACGAAACCAGAAUGCUCCCCCGUUGAGUCUCAACACAAAGACUAAACAUACAGUGGUGUGGAAAAGCAUGUUUGUCACACUUAAAUGUUUCAGAUUAUCAAACAAAUGUAAAUAUUAGUCAAUGACAACACAACUAAAGACAAAAUGCCGUUUUUAAAUGAAACUUUUUAUUAUUAAGGGAGAAAAAAAUCCAAACCCGCAUGUCCCUGUGUGAAAAAGUGAUUGCCCCCUAAAGCUGAUAACUGGUUGGGCCCCCCAUAGCAGCAACAACUGCAAUCAAGCGUUUGCCAUAACUUGCAAUGAGUCUCUUCCAGCGCUGGGGAGGAAUUUUGCAGAAUUGUUGUUAUUCAGCCACAUUGGAGGAUUUUCCUUUUUAAGGUCAUGUCACAGCAUCUCAAUAGGAUUCAGGUCAGGACUUGGACUAGACCACUCCAAAGUCUUCAUCCAUUCAGAAGUGGACUUGCUGGUGUGUUUUGGAUCAUUGUCCUGCUGCAGAACCCAAGUUGCUUUCAGCUUGAGGUCACCAACAGAUGGCCGGACAUUCUCCUUCAGCAGAGUUCAUGCUUCCAUUUAUCACAGCAAGUCUUCCAGGUCCUGAAGCAGCAAAACAGCCCCAGUUUUCCACACAAGGCCAUGUAGGUUUGGAUUUUUUUCCCCUCUUUAAUAAUAAAAAGUUUCAUUUAAAACAUCAUUUUGUGUUCAAUUGUGUUGUCAUUGACUAAUAUUGAAAUUAGUUUGAUGAUCUGAAACAUUUAAGUGUGACAAACAUGCAAAAAAAGAAGAAUCACUUUUUCACACCACUGUAGCUGUCAUUAUUAUUGUCACUUUAGAAUUAUUACGUUAUACUUAUAAUUGUGGGGUUUUUUUUACUAAUUCUUUCAAUAAAAUAGAGAACUUAGUUUGCUCCUCUUUAGCUUUAGUAACACAUUAUUGAAUAUUAAUUUGUACAACAUUUAUUGUUUUUUGCCGUAUCAGCUUUCAGUGUUAUUCUUUAGCACACUGUUGCAUUUCUUUACUGUACAUGACAUCAUCUUCAUCUUGUCCACAUUGUGAUAAUAUUGGGUUUUUUGGCGGGGGGAUUAUAGUAGAUGUGCUGUAUUGAAUUAUGUUUAGCAUACCAGCCAAGGACUUUCUGACAUUUUUGGUCAGAGAAUAUUGCAAAUGUUGUGAGUGCUGCACACCCCGUUUGUUUCAGUUUCAUUAACUGUCCAACAUCACACACAAACCUGACUGUUAACUGAGUAUCUUUAGACCAAAGGAGGCUACGAGGGGCUACAUUAAUGCGUGUGUAUAAUAUUAAUAAUAUAAAGACAAGUAUUCAAAUAAACUGAAAUAAGUUAUUAUUUUAUUGGCUGGUGAUUGUAUAUACAGCAUGAUUAAAGGGCAUUCAAUACGAAAUUAAUCAGAUUCAUCUUGGCGUAUAUAUAGUUAUUUUUCUUAAUUCCACAAUAAUUAACUGAGGAAUUCACAUGCAGUUUUUUAAAAUCAUUAAUUAAAAUAUGUAGCCAAGUGGAGGAAGUGGAACAUCCGGGCAUUUUAUGACGUGUCCUGUCCGAUAUUGUAAAGAAGUAGCCGCCAUGUUGACGUUGGGGAAAGACGCAGUGAUGAUUAGCAAUUAGCAUUGUGCAACGUGGCAUGGAAAUCACCAUGGACAUGUUGACGCAUUUUAGCAUUAAAAACGAGCUGUUUUAAUAACAAUUACAUGUAAGAUUAACACUGACAUGUACCACGCUUACAGACAUCUGAUUUAAAGGGGUUGAGUGGACAAAAUGCACGGUUUUGGAGAGAUACUUACUACAAGCGUAUGAGCUCUCUACGGGAUCUCUGACUGGACAAUGCUAAUCGGAACGCUGAGCUAUAACAGCGGUUUUUGAGAAUAACAUACAAGGCGCACAACAUAAAACACACGAAAACAAAAAGGGUUUUGUUUGGAAUUUAAUAAUUAUUUCACCGGAUAAAUGUUGAAAAAAGUUGAAUCUCCCAUGUAAUGCACAACAAAGUACUGGCAAAGUCUCAAAGCGAUCUACUGCCACCUAGUGGAUGCAUGUACACUACACCAGCUGUUCCAAUACCCCGAGUAGACCUGCAUACAACUGGAUUUGCACCGUGUUUUUAAUAAUCUUCUGUAAUAAGGCCAUGAUAUGUUUAAAGAAUGCUAAACAAAUGGAGCUGAGCCGCCAGAUGCUGAUUGUUAAAACAUGUAAGCAUCGCCACAAGCCAGACGCAUGAGUGAUUUUUGGCAGUUGAACUCAACGUCCUGCAUAUUUUCCUGCAUACUGAAGCAAUUUUUUAAAAUAUGAUGGUGUGUCAAGAAUAAAUAACAUGCAACCUUUGGUAGAAUACACA
This is a messenger RNA of Dunckerocampus dactyliophorus (ringed pipefish), 9134 nucleotides long. RefSeq lists its product as uncharacterized. NCBI's taxonomy places the organism in Eukaryota, Metazoa, Chordata, Actinopteri, Syngnathiformes, Syngnathidae. Gene Ontology annotation, cellular component: plasma membrane. The coding region runs from base 3078 to 6554 and encodes 1158 amino acids. Gene Ontology annotation, molecular function: protein binding. Gene Ontology annotation, biological process: cell adhesion; axon guidance. The record is from RefSeq and is a predicted model, not a curated record. The transcript has 18 exons.